AUGGCGGCCGAUAUUGGUCAGAUCGCUCAACUUCUUGACGCAACUCUCGAUCCUACAGAGCAUCGUAAAGCUGAGACUGCCCUCAAGCAUGAGGCUACCAAACCGCAGUACUCUCUCAGCCUUCUCAACAUUGUCAACUCCGGCACCCUACCGCCAAAGACUCGACUCGCUGCAGCAUUAGCCUUCAAGAAUUUUAUUCGAACAAACUACGUGGACGAGGAAGGCAACUAUAAGCUACCUCAAAAUGAGGUUCAAGUCAUCAAGGAGCGCCUCAUAGGCCUCAUGAUUUCAUCUCCCUCCAAUAUUCAGGCCCAGCUUGGUGACGCUAUCAGCGUCAUUGCAGACUCUGAUUUCUGGCGACGAUGGGACACCCUUACCCAGGAACUCGUCAGUCGGUUUUCCGCUACUGACCCCAAGGUCAACGUCGGCGUUCUCGAGGUUGCACAUUCGAUCUUUGCCAGAUGGCGACCUCUCUUUCGAACAGACGAACUUUAUAUGGAGAUCAAUCAUGUGAUUGAGACCUUUGGACAAGCUUUCGUUCAACUUCUCGUGACAACCGACAAGAAGAUUGCCGAGAACAAUGACAAGAAGGAAGUGCUGCAUGGCUGGUUCGAGGCCUUGGACCUUCAAAUCAAAAUUCUCCAUGACAUGUCUUGUCAUGAUCUACCUCCUAUCUUUGAGGAGAAUCUCGGCAGCAUCUCUGAGCUCCUUCACAAGUACCUUACCUACUCCAACCCCCUGUUGGAGACUGAUGACGACACCGAGACGAGCAUAGUUGAUACGGUCAAGGCUGAUAUUUGCGAGAUCCUCGAACUCUUCACCGUCAAAUACGAUGAGGAUUUCUCCAAGUACUGUCAGCCUUUCAUUGAGAAAGCGUGGAACCUUUUGUCUUCAACAGGCCCCGAGACCAAGUACGACCUCAUUGUCAGCAAAGCUCUGCAUUUCCUCACCGCUAUUGCGUCGUCUACACAACAUUCAGGAAUCUUCAAUAGUGAGGAUGUUUUGACGCAGAUUGUCGAGAAGGUUAUUCUGCCGAACGUGGCGCUCCGCGAAUCGGAUAUCGAGCUAUUUGAGGACGAGCCUAUUGAAUUCAUUCGCAGGGAUCUGGAGGGGUCUGAUACAGACUCACGUCGUCGAUCUGCUACCGAUUUCCUUCGAAAGCUUCAGGAACGAUUUGAAGCACCUGUGACAACGGUGGUGUCCAAAUAUAUCACUCACUACUUGUCUCAAGGAAGCAGUGAUUGGAAGUCCAAGGAUACUGCUAUCUAUCUCUUCCUGUCUAUUGCUGCUAAGGGUGCGGUAACUGCUGCUCAGGGUGUGAAGACCGUUAACCCCCUUGUCAACGUCGUUGAAUUUUUUGAGCAACACAUUGCCCAAGAUCUUGUUAGCACGCAAGGUAUUGAACCAAUCUCGAAGGUCGACGCCAUCAAGUACCUCUACACUUUCCGAAGUCAGCUGUCCAAGGAGCAGUGGAAAGUGGCUCUAGGCCCUCUGAUCCAGAACUUGAACUCAGAUAACUACGUCGUCUACUCUUAUGCUGCUAUCGCAGUGGAGAGGGUGUUGUUUCUCACCGAUGAUUUAGGCAACCCCAUGUUUCCUCGUGCAGACAUUGAACCCUUCGCCAAGGAUCUUCUCGGCCAUCUUUUCAAGCUCAUUGAAAAGGAAUCAAGCCCCGCCAAGCUACAGGAGAACGAGUUUCUAAUGCGUUGUGUUAUGAGAAUUUUGAUCGUUAUCAAAGACGGAGCUAUUCCUCUGCUGGACAAUGUGUUGACUCAUCUCAUCCUCAUCACCAAUGUUAUGAAGCAAAACCCCAGCAACCCCCGCUUCUACUAUUACCAUUUCGAGGCCAUUGGUGCUCUUGUCCGAUAUUGUGCCCCUAGCAAUGCUGCUCUUUUCAACGAGAAGCUAUGGGGGCCCUUCCACCAAAUCUUGGUCGAGGAUGUCACGGAAUUUAUGCAAUAUGUCUUCCAGAUUCUUGCGCAGCUUCUCGAAUCCAGCCCCUCUGAGACCAUUUCCGAGAAUUACAAGGCCCUGUUAGGUCCUCUCCUAAACCCCACACUUUGGGAGACUCGAGGAAACGUUCCUGCGUGCACACGUCUCUUGUCGGCUGUCAUUCCUCGGGCAUCCCAGGCUAUCCAGGCCGAGGGACAAAUUGCGCCCGUGCUUGGAAUAUUCCAGAAGCUGCUCAGUGGCAAAAAGUCCGAGGUACUUGCCUUUGACAUCUUGGAUUCCAUUGUGAAGAGUUUUGAGCCAGCUGCCCUUAAUGAUUACUUCGGUACAAUUCUCAGGCUACUCUACACGAAGCUUCAAGGAACCCCUGCCGAGUCUCUGAAACUCCGCUUUGUCCGCUUCUACCAUCUUGUAUCUGCUCGUCUUGAGGCUGGCUAUGGAGCAGACUACUUCAUUCAGCAGUCAAACUCAGUAGAGGAUGGUGUUUUCACCAAGGUCUACCCUGUUUUUGUCCUUGGUGAAACAGAGAAACUUGCACGCCCAGUUGAUCGAAAGGUUGCAGUUGUCUCUCUUACCAAGACUCUGUGUGACUCGUCAUCGUUUGCUCGACAGUUCGCGAAGGGCUGGGCCAACAGCUGUCGCAAGCUUCUUUCACUACUUGUUAACCCCCCUACUGUAGCUGCUGGCGCUGGUGAUGAGGUCGUUGCGGAAGCAGAUGUUGAUGACAUUGGCUUCGGCAUGUCCUUCACUGCACUCAACACCUGCAGAGUAUUGGCUAAGGAUGAUUUCCCCGAGGUUCUGGACGUCACCAAGUGGGUAAAGGAGUACAUGGCCAGCGCCAAUCAGCGACAUGGCGGCGCAAUUGAGCGCUUCGUUGGUGAGCGAUUGAGCCCCGAGGAGCAAGAAGCCAUCGCCAAGUAUAUCCGAUAA
This is a messenger RNA of Fusarium proliferatum ET1, 2880 nucleotides long. Its product is annotated as putative importin-alpha export receptor. Gene Ontology annotation, molecular function: nuclear export signal receptor activity; small GTPase binding. Gene Ontology annotation, biological process: protein import into nucleus; protein export from nucleus. Bases 1 to 2880 code for a protein of 959 amino acids. Lineage: Eukaryota; Fungi; Ascomycota; Sordariomycetes; Hypocreales; Nectriaceae. The transcript has 7 exons. The record is from RefSeq and is a predicted model, not a curated record. Gene Ontology annotation, cellular component: cytosol; nuclear envelope.